AUGAUAAACAUUUCAAUAACUGACUUUCAGAUAAAAAUUUGUAUUAGGUAACUAUAUUUUAAGUGUAUUUAAUAACAUACUGCUAAAAUGAGUAAAACAAAAAUACCAUUACAAAAUAUGACGUCCCACGAAGACAUAGAGGAUGAACAAGAAAAAAAUGUUAUAAACAUACCUGCUCCACCAGAUGGUGGUUAUGGCUGGGUAAUCGUUGUAGCUUCUUUCGUCUGUAAUAUGGUAGUGGAUGGUAUUUGUUACACAUUCGGUAUAUUUUUGUUUGAAAUAAUCCAGUACUAUAACGCAAGCAAAGGCAAAACGGCAUGGGUUGGUUCUAUCCUUACAGGAACAUAUCUUAUUAUCGGACCUCUUGUAAGUGCGCUGUGUAAUAAGUUCGGAUGUCGCGCGGUUUGUGUUGCAGGUAGUAUUAUAUCCACCGUUGCAUUUGCACUAUCAAUUUUCAGUCCCACAGUCAACUGGCUUAUGUUUACUUAUGGUUUUCUGGGCGGCUUCGGAUUUGGUCUAAUUUACUUACCAGCCGUCGUAUGCGUUGGUUACUAUUUCGAGUCUAAAAGGUCCUUAGCUACUGGUAUAGCUGUUUGUGGCUCUGGCGCAGGCACAUUUGCAUUUGCACCUUUAGCAACUGUCUUACUUGAUAGGUAUGGAUGGAAAGGUGCUAAUUUGAUACUUGCCGGGAUUAUAUUUAAUUGCGCAAUAUUUGGGGCGCUAAUGAGACCUUUGGAGUAUACGAAGAAGGAUAGUGAAAGUCAUACAAAAUUGUUAACUACAAGUAUCUCCAGUGGAACGGCAACAAGUUUUAAAGAUGUUAGAAAAAGAAAUGAUUUUACUCAUCAUGAAAAAGAGACUGAUGGCGAAAGUUUGCAAUUUGCUUCAAAGUCUUCCCUUGCAAGUAAAAAAAGUACGAGUCGUACUAAUCGUACCAUACAACCUAUGGCCAGAAAAGAUGUAUUUUAUUCAGGAUCAAUUGAACAUCUAGCAGAAUAUCAAUCCCAGAAAUCUUUAGCAAGUUAUAGACAGAGUGUUUUAAGCAUACCAAGAGCAGAACAUGACAAUAUAUCUGGAAAUAAAUGUUUACCAAACAUGGAUCAAAUAUGUGAUUUGAGUUUGUUAAAAAAUGUAGUAUUUCUGCUCAUAGGAAUUUCAAAUUUCUUUGCAAUGGCUGGUUUAUAUGUACCUUUUACUUAUUUGGUUGACUGUGCUAAAUCUAAAGGCAUCGAUGGAAACAGUGCAUCUUUCCUAAUUUCCAUAAUGGGCAUUACAAACACAAUUGCUCGUAUUAUUUGUGGAUAUAUCACUGAUUUACCUCAAGUCGACGCUUUAUUUGUGAACAAUAUAUGUCUAGUUAUUGGAACAUUAUCAAUAGCAGCAAUUCCAUUUUGCAAUGCUUACUCUGCUUAUGUAGGCGUAGCAAUUUUCUUUGCUAUUGCAGUGGCUGGAUUCAUAUCCCUGAGUUCAAUAAUCCUGGUGGAUUUAGUGGGGCUUGACAAACUUACAAACGCAUUUGGAUUAUUGACUUUCUACAGAGGUGCUGCUGCCCUUAUUGGUACUCCACUCGCAGGAACAUUGUAUGAUAUGACUCAAAGUUAUGAGCUGCCCUUCUUUGUAGCAGCAUCUUUAUUUGGACUUGCUGCUAUAACAAGUUUUACGGCUCCACUUCUAAAAAGGACUUCCCAUAAAAAAAUUGAAACCAAUGACGUUUUGACACCUAUCAAUGAGGAAAAUGAGGUGUAAUUUCAAUUUUGUAAGAGAAUUUGUCAACUGUGUUUUAUGUAUCUGUGAUAAGGAACAAUUACUAUUAAUAAAGUAGAGCUCGAAGUAAAAUUAAA
Messenger RNA from Anoplophora glabripennis (Asian longhorned beetle), 1841 nucleotides. Its product is annotated as monocarboxylate transporter 12. Lineage: Eukaryota; Metazoa; Arthropoda; Insecta; Coleoptera; Cerambycidae. Gene Ontology annotation, biological process: transmembrane transport; monocarboxylic acid transport. The record is from RefSeq and is a predicted model, not a curated record. The transcript is spliced from 6 exons. Gene Ontology annotation, molecular function: monocarboxylic acid transmembrane transporter activity. Bases 88 to 1746 code for a protein of 552 amino acids.